Messenger RNA from Suncus etruscus (white-toothed pygmy shrew), 612 nucleotides. RefSeq names its product C-type lectin domain containing 5A (gene CLEC5A). The transcript has 6 exons. Bases 1 to 612 code for a protein of 203 amino acids. Lineage: Eukaryota; Metazoa; Chordata; Mammalia; Eulipotyphla; Soricidae. The record is from RefSeq and is a predicted model, not a curated record. Gene Ontology annotation, molecular function: virus receptor activity. Gene Ontology annotation, biological process: innate immune response.
AUGAACUGGCACCUGAUAGUUUCAGCACUUAUUGUAGUGGUGAUAAAGGUAAUCGGGACAACCUUUUUCCUGCUUUAUUUUCCACAGAUUUUUGGUGAAGGUGAUGUCAACUUCACCCCCACAGGAAGCUCUGGAACAGUCACAGAGAUCUUUGGGACCAGUGACACCAGUGUCAUGCCUACAGAGAGCUCUGGAACAGUCUGUCCCAGAGGCUGGGAUUUUUUUCAAGGAUCAUGUUUUUACUUCUCAUCCUAUGAGUUACCUUGGAACAAAAGCAGGGAAUUUUGCGAAGCACAAGAAUCCACUCUGGCCAUUGUCAACACGCCAAACAAACUGAGGUUUCUCCAGAACAUUGCUGCUGAUGAGAGGUAUUUUAUUGGCUUACAAUACCAGCGUGCACAGAAUCGGUGGCGUUGGAUCAACAAUUCCAUAUUCAAUGGCAAUGUCACCAUUAUAGAUCCGAGUUUCAACUGUGUGAGCAUAGGUUUAUCAGAUACAUAUGAUGCAGCCUCCUGUGACAUCAAUCACCUAUGGAUCUGUGAGAAGAAGGCCAAAAUGAGUGAAGUUCUGUGGCCUCUGAAUAGACGCACUUAUGAAAAUAUAUAUAUAUAA